Suillus subaureus is the source of this 1050-nucleotide messenger RNA. RefSeq lists its product as uncharacterized. The transcript is spliced from 2 exons. Lineage: Eukaryota; Fungi; Basidiomycota; Agaricomycetes; Boletales; Suillaceae. Gene Ontology annotation, molecular function: ATP binding; protein kinase activity. The record is from RefSeq and is a predicted model, not a curated record. Gene Ontology annotation, biological process: protein phosphorylation. Bases 1 to 1050 code for a protein of 349 amino acids.
AUGAAAACCUGUUCGUUGCAAUGUCACUCAUGUCAUACGCAGCGCGACGAAAGAGUGACACACUACGGACUUCAAGGACGAGCCACCAAUGUGGUCCCUGUCACUAGCAACGCGCUCGUGAAGAGAUACGAAAACCUCGAGGAUGGGAUGGUGGCCAAAAUCUUUUGGGGAGGGGCGAGUCGCACAAACGAGUCAAAAAUCUUGAAAAGCGUUGAGAUUGCCAAGGUCCACGAUACCGUCAAAGAUCAUAUUCCUGAGUUGCUCUGGCACCACACGUUCACGAAUCCCACGUCCGCCAUCGGAGAAGCACUUGGUAUUCCGGAACCCACCACGGGCAGUCGCAUGCUCUACAUUCUCGUAUUCCGCAAGCUCCACCCCAUCACGAAGAAGCUUAACAACACAGAGCUUUUCAAUGUAUGGCGUCAGUGUGUCCUAUGCCAUCUGACUCUGUGGAAGGAAGGGGUCUAUCAUCGAGAUAUCAGCCCUGGAAACUUGAUGUGGUACAGAAAAAACAGCCAACUGAUCGGUGUCUUAGACGACUACGAUCUAUCUUCGUUGGCAAAUAUAGUAGGUCCUCAGGGCAACGAGCGCACGGGCACGGUACCGUUCAUGGCGCUCGAGCUUCUUUCCCCAAGUGUUCAACGAGGCGAAGUCAAACACCUGUAUCGCCACGAUUUGGAGUCGUUUAUGUGGGUUUUUGCCUGGAUUGUCUUACGUUACAGGCAGGGAGUCCUUCUGCCACGCGGACUGCGCCCCUUCGACGAAUGGGCAACUUUAGGCGCUGUGGCAUGUGGCAAGGAGAAGUUGUUCUUUCUCAAUAAUAUGGAGGCUUCCGCACCUUCGGACAUAGACGAAGACAUUUGGAAUUUCCUUGUGGACUCUUUUCUGGUACUUAAAAAGGAUGCCGACAACCGGUACUAUCUUCGCUUUAAACGGCCAUCGAGCUCAGGAGAAGGCCGGCAGCCUAACGCCGAGGACUCAGAUCUCGAUGCUGUUCUAUCUAAAUUUACAAGUUUAGAAGGUUGGGAUAAGCUCAGCAAAUCUACAUGA